Hordeum vulgare subsp. vulgare (domesticated barley) is the source of this 1680-nucleotide messenger RNA. RefSeq lists its product as uncharacterized. The transcript is spliced from 6 exons. Lineage: Eukaryota; Viridiplantae; Streptophyta; Magnoliopsida; Poales; Poaceae. The record is from RefSeq and is a predicted model, not a curated record. Bases 18 to 1118 code for a protein of 366 amino acids.
CCGGCGGCGUGGGCGCCAUGGCCACGGCUGUGGCCUGCGGCACGGGCCUGGCUCCAAGCACAACCACGGAUGCGGCCACGGGCAAGGCUGCCGCCGGCGGCACGGGGGUGGCUCCAAGCGCGGGCACGACUGCGUCCGUCCGGAUGGAUCCAAAUUCAAGUUAUUUGCUGAAAAUUAGAUUGGUUGGCAACAAGAGAAAUGCUAGGAAAGAAAUCAAAUGUUUCUAUUUUGAGAAGAUGAUUGAUUCUGACUUGACAAAUUAUAAGGAUUUGGUUGAAUCAAUUGUAGAUGAGUACCCGCCAAGAUAUUUGGAAGUUGCACAUGUUCAAUACUACGAUGAUGUUCUGAAAAUAUUUCCAGAAGUGAAAACUGACCAAGACUUAAUGUUUAUGUUUGAGAAAUUCUCGAAGACAAAGGCUGUCCAAAUGUUUAUUUCUUAUUGUGAUCCUGCUGAGCCAUAUGAGCCUAUAACUGAAUAUUCAAGUGAUUUCUUUACCCAAACCGAACACAACAUAGAACAAGACGAUGAUAGUUACCUUCGCAACCCAAUUCCUGAGAAUGAGCAUGUUGGUAUUGAUGAGGAAAAUCUAUAUCUAGAGAAAGAACCUACACCUCUAAAUGUGGUUCUUUUUUUGGAUAAUGACAAGGACACUGAAUAUGUUCCCGAGGAUGACAGUGAGUAUGGCAGCGAGGAUGAGUGUGAGAUAGAGGAGGAUGAGCCUGAAAUAGAGGAGGACGAGGAGGUGCAUGAGGCAGAGCAUGCGCCAACUGUAGAGUACAAUAAAAAAGACCCUCCAAUGGCCGAAGGUUCCAAGUAUCCCAAUAUGGCUGAGUUUAAGUUGGCCCUUUCUCAGCAUGCAGUCAAAUAUGAAUUUGAAUACAACAUUCAGAAAAGUGCACAACAUAGGUUUAGGGCCUAUUGUAGAAGAAGGGAUGAAGAUAAAUGCCCAUGGAGGAUAUAUGCUUCCACAACAGAUGAUAUGUGCACUGUAGUGGAUUGGCUCAUUGAAGAUGCAACUCUCGGAGCCACGGCAUUGCAGCAGAAGCUUAAAGAACAUUACAAGGUCAAACUCCAUUACAAGAGAGUAUAUAUGGAGGGCCACCAAAGAAGAAGGUAAAGAGCACCAUUGUGCCAUAUGUGAAUGAAGCACCAACUAGGAUGUGUUUUCCACCUACCCAAAUUCUUGAAACUACAACAAUAAAGGAAAAGGCUACACCAAAAUCUAGUACUGGAACUUUUAAAAGGUUAAAAACCAGCUCAAGCCAACCAAUGCCCAGCGAGAAAAACCUUCCUGUGAAGGCAAAAGCUAAGAAAAAGAAGAAAGAUGCCACUGUGAUUCCUACUGCGCCACUUGAUAGCCCCGCAAUGAGUACAAGAAGCAAAACUUUCAUCCCCGCUAGCCCUGCAAUGAGCACAAGAAGCAAAAGAAGGCUCAGCUUGUGAUUCUAAUGUGUUCUGUUCAUGUACUGUGUCUAAUGAGAGGUGCUUCUAUGCUUUGCCAUGUGAUUUUUGUGGACUUUACCUCUCACAUACAUGAUGUAAGUGAGACUAAGUGAAACUGGAGGUGCUUUUGGACCUGAUCGUGUGAUGUAUUUGGACUAGACCUCAACUAUGAUAUAAACUGUAGGAUCAGUACUGAUAUUGCAUUGUUAUAAAAUGUCUAUGCAUAUAUAUCUUAA